AGUCAGCCACAAAGGGGAAACAAAUUCCAGCGCUGCCACUGAUGUUGUCUAACAAGAAAGAAGGAAGUAGCUUUGACGUUGCCAAAAAACAACAACAACAACGAAAAAAGUAAAUACAAAUACAUAUUUCGCCAGUGUGUUUUGGAUGAGCGCGUGAAACCGAUGCCAGCAAAGCUUGAGUGAGGACACCGGCGGAUUGAACAGAUGAAGUCUGCGGCCACAGCAUUUUCCACGAUAGUAGCGCUUGCUUUGUUUUGCGCAUUGUAUGUCGGAGCCAAAACAGUCAUAUCUGUUGAUGAUGUUCAGUCCAUACGUGUUGACCUGGAUCUGUCCCAUGUGGCCCGACGGGUGGACGAAAGGUUUCUCUCUGUGGCUAUAGAUGCGAGUUUAAUCGCCGAGGAGAGGUUCAUGAACCUACUGAAUUCACCAAAGUUAAGAACCCUUGCCAAAGCCUUGGUCCCAGCGUUUCUGCGAUUUGGAGGUACCAAACAAGAUUUUAUGACAUUCAAUCCACGCGGAAGAUAUUUCCAAGCGAGAGACAACAGCAACAGCGCUGUUCUAGAAAAAUUAUGUGAGAGACUUGAAUUGCCUCCAUUGUUGGAAAAUAGGUUAAAGCAAGAAUGGGUCCUACAGUCAAAGACUUUACUUCAGGAGGAACUAGAGGGAAAAUACAAAAGGUCAAAAUUCUCUGAACCCAACAGUUAUGAGAAAAAAGCUGGAAUCAGAGUGGAUGGAUACCAGCUCGGUCAGGAUUUUGUCCAUUUGCAUCAAAUCCUUCAGCAAUCUGCGGUCUACCACUCAACAGGACUAUAUGGACCAGAUGUCAGUCAGCCACGAGAUCACCGCAAAGAUUUGUUAACUGGGUUUUUGGAGACUGGAGCAAAGGCCAUUACUGCAUGCACCUGGCAUCACUAUUAUGUGAAUGGCCGAGACACGUCUUUAGAGGAUUUCCUUGACCCUGAAGUGCUUGAUACUCUCGCAACAAAAAAUAACGAGGUCCUCGAGAUUGUUGAAUCUGUUUCUCCGAGGAAGAAGGUUUGGCUAGGAGAGACAAGCUCGGCAUAUGGUGGAGGUGCUGUUGGCCUCUCCGACACAUUUGUAGCUGGUUUCAUGUGGCUGGACAAACUGGGACUUGCUGCCAAACUUGGUUUGGAUGUCGUCAUUAGACAGGUGUUAAUUGGUUCUGGCACUUACCAUUUAGUGGAUGAUAACCUAGAUCCUCUUCCAGAUUAUUGGCUAUCAUUGCUAUACAAAAGGCUUGUUGGCCCAGAGGUUUUACAAGCAGAAGUUAAUAUGAAUUCAAGACCAAAGAAACCAAUACGGGUAUACCUUCACUGCACCAACAGAAAAAGCACACAUUAUAGACCAGGUGCUGUGACCUUAUUUGCCUUAAACCUAAACAAAAAUGAAGUCACUAUUAUUCUGCCUGACCAUAUGGCCAACAGCACAAUUGAGGCAUUUGUGCUACAAUCAGCUGAGGCUGGUGAACGGAGUCUUUAUUCCAGGUCAGUCAAAUUGAAUGGACAAGUGCUGAGGAUGGUGGAUGACCGGACACUACCUCCGUUGAAGGGAUGUGAGCUGCCGCCUGGAGAACACAUCAAGCUGCCUGGGUUCUCAUUUGCAUUCUAUGUUCUGAUUGAAGCACAAGCUCUGGUGUGCAAAUGAGCUCUCAUAAAGACUGCUUUUACUGGAGAAUCAGGGACACAAAAUGUGUGAUGAAAAAAUAUUUUGCGGUGAAAUUAUUUUAUGUGAGGGAACUUCAAACUCAAAUAAAACGAAUCAGUCUCUUAAUAUAAAAUCAGCAUUUUGUUAUUUAUGAAAAUUCAUAUUUAUUACAAAUAUCAAGCUGUAGCCACAAAUAACUUUUAAUAUUUCAUGAACAAC
Molecule: messenger RNA, 1884 nt
Organism: Sinocyclocheilus grahami
Lineage: Eukaryota; Metazoa; Chordata; Actinopteri; Cypriniformes; Cyprinidae
Product: heparanase-like
Exons: 12
Coding region: 205-1665 (486 amino acids)
Biological process (GO): angiogenesis involved in wound healing; cell-matrix adhesion
Cellular component (GO): extracellular matrix; membrane
Molecular function (GO): hydrolase activity, acting on glycosyl bonds
Source: RefSeq, a predicted model, not a curated record